AUGUCUUUCUCUUAUUUUUCCACCGGAAUUCAAUCGCUGGGCAGUCUGUUAGCCCAGGUACUCUCGCGCAUGAUUUUCUCAUUGUUCAUCUUGGCGAUCACUAUCGCCAUCUACAGGGUAUCCUUUCAUCCUCUGGCCCGUAUUCCUGGACCAAGACUGGCGGCGAUAUCAAGUUUUUGGCAUGCAUAUAAUGCUCGAAUGGGGCGAAUGGCAUAUCUGGGAAAGACGCUUCAUAAAAAAUACGGACCUGUUUUCGUAUUUCAGGAACACCUAAUACAUAACUGUCAACUGAUAGUUUUACCAGGUAGUGGAAGUGGCUAUGAAAAGUCUGACUUUUACUUGGCAACUGCCUUGAGUAAACCUCACAUUGAUUGGCAUCUCAACCCCGAAUUCCAAGAUACUCUCGAUCUUCUCUCAGAGCGAGACGUGAGACGCUACCGUAUUCAGCGCCGACUGAUCGGGCCCGUGUAUCAAACCUCCAACCUCAUUCAGUAUGAAGCUGCCAUUGAUGAGGUUCUUGCACGCUCCACUGCCAAGCUAAAGACCUUGAAGGGUACUCAAGUUGAACUUAAUGAAUGGAUGCACAUCAUCGCUGUGGAAUGCCUUAGCGCAGCCGUGCUAUCUUGGUCGCCCGGUAUGCUAAAGAAUGGUACCGAUAAUGGUUCUGGUACUCACGCAUAUCAUGGCUGGAGACGAAAGAGCGUCUUUGGCUUGUUCCCGACCGUCGCUAAGCUGGAGUUCUUACACAAGUCAAUCGGGAGACUCUUCAGUACGAUUUGGGGUGUAAACUUCCAACCACCAAAGGACUUCCGUCCAUUUUUUCCGGAUGUCGGCAAAAGAGUCUCGAGACGUGUUAAUGCAGCCACGAAAUCCAAGAUUAAUAAAGAUGAUCGCAAAGACCUUCUCACGGAUCUAAUCCAGCUGCAUAAGGCCAAACCUGACUUUACCGAACUUUACCUUCGCAAGAUGGCCGUGACCAACUUCGGUGCUGGACAUGAGACCAUGGCAUCAACACUUACCUCUAUCUUUGCACUACUAGGCUCAAACGAUGAUGUUCAAGCACAAGUAUCUUUCGAGGUCCUUGAAACAAGCAAUCCCGCCGAGUACUCUACUGCAACACGAUUGCCAGAGACGCAGUCACUCAUCAAGGAAGCCAAGCGGCUGUACCCCGUCAUCAGCAUGUCAUUGCCGCGCAAAGUGCCUUCAGAUGGCCUUCGUCUUCAUGGCUACCAUUUCCCACCAAACACAACCGUCGGCUGCAAUCCGGUAGCUCUACAUCGGAAUCCAGAUAUCUUUGGUUCGGAUUCGGAUAUGUUCAACCCGGCCCGUUGGCUGACUGCAGAUCCCGACGCAGCGCGUGCAAUGGAACGUGUCAGUCUCAGCUGGGGCGGCGGCUCCAGGUCAUGCCCGGGACGACAUUUAGCAGAGCUGGUAGUCUUCAAAGUCGUUCCCGCUUUGGUGAAAGAGUUUAUAAUCGAAGUUGACUUGCCACCCGAAGACAAGAAUCGCUCGGGCUGCCGGUGUGCCGGUGUCCCGGCUCCAUCGCAAUUGUCGUCUGUCUCCAGUUGCGCCCUUCAGACGACAUACUCUGCAUUAUUAAUGGAUCACUAUAAGUACCCAUCAGGUGGAUUUUCGAUCGCUCUUCAAAAAAACGCCCUUAUAAAGGGAAGCCGUGUUGCUUAUGGUGUUUACGGCACUGGAAAGCCAGUCGUCCUUAUCCACGGAACACCAUCCUCAUCCCUCAUAUGGCGCGGCAUUGUCCCAAAGCUUGUCGAUGGUGGCUAUAAGGUCCAUGUCUUUGACCUUCUCGGCUUCGGUCUCUCAGAACGCCCAUGGGACUCAGGUGUCGACACUUCCAUGACAGGUCAAGUCGCAAUCUUAGAGGGCCUUUUGGAGCUUUGGGGCUUGGAGAAGACUCAUAUAAUUGCCCAUGAUAUUGGAGGCGGUAUCGCACAGCGCUUCUCUGUAUUCUCGCCUGAGAGAGUUUUGUCUCUUACCCUUAUCGACGUCGUGAGCUUCGAUAGCUAUCCUUCGAAGCGGACCAAACAGCAGAUGCAGAACGGCCUUGAAGCCCUGAUUAAGGCAGACAGCGACCAACAUCGAGCUCACUUCAGAGAAUGGCUGUUAUCUGCCGUCAAAAGUCCAGACAAGCUUGAGAAGUCAAGUCUUGAUACAUAUCUGGACUAUAUCUCGGGACCCAUUGGACAACCUAGUCUAUUUGAGCAUCAAGUUCGACAUUAUCAUCCGAAACACACGUUAGAAGUGGCGCCUCGCCUCGCUGAACUCGAGAAACUACCUGUGCAGUUGAUCUGGGGUGCAGAUGAUGCAUGGCAGGUGGUUGAUUGGGCUCACAAGCUCCAAAAUGCUAUUCCUGGGUCAAAACUGACGAUUGUGGAGGAUGCUGGCCAUUUCUCUCCUGAGGAUCAACCGGAGAAGAUAUCGGAGCUUCUUAUCAGCUUCAUUGGGAAACGUUGA
Messenger RNA from Fusarium redolens, 2475 nucleotides. Its product is annotated as cytochrome P450. The coding region runs from base 1 to 2475 and encodes 824 amino acids. Gene Ontology annotation, molecular function: oxidoreductase activity, acting on paired donors, with incorporation or reduction of molecular oxygen; monooxygenase activity; heme binding. Lineage: Eukaryota; Fungi; Ascomycota; Sordariomycetes; Hypocreales; Nectriaceae. The transcript is spliced from 7 exons. The record is from RefSeq and is a predicted model, not a curated record.